AUGUCGAAGAAUAGAUAUCCAGUAGCUUAUCCUCAGCUAACUGAGGAUGUACAGCACAAUCUGCUUCCCGGUAUCUCGCUCAAGCGUCUCGACCUCUUUCUAGAAGGUCCAUAUGAUGGGUUCAACCUGGGUUCAACACUGGACCGGGUCCGAUUGGACGAUGAGGACACUGUACGAAUGACCAUAUGGUCCGCUCCAGAUAUAGAGAAAGUGUCAUUCCAUGAAGGCAUUGAGAAACUUCAGGGAGCUGAUGCCAAAUUACUGAAGAAGGGAGAUCUCAUUGGAGGUAGCUGGAGUCAACAUUGGGUCAAGGUGGAGAUAAAAAUUCCGGAUAGCUUUAAAAACUCGUGUGAACCGGUGGUCUUCGAAUUUGAUCCGUCUUGUGAAGCAUUGAUAUGUGAUGUCAACGGAGAUCCUAUUCAUGGAAUAACAGGUGGACCUAAUUCUACCAUCACGGCUUAUCCUGGCUACGUUGAAGAUCGUAGGAUAGAACAGAUCAUUCCUCGUGAAGCCGUCCAAGCUGGGACAUACGAAUGUUACAUCGAAAUUGCAUGUAACGGGAUAUUUGGUAUUGGAAUCAAUGGAUAUAGACAUCAUGAACCUGAUAUGAAUAUGAAAUACCACUUGGAGCUAGCGGACCUUGUGCUCGUACGCUCCGAAGCGCAUGCGCUAAAAAUCGACUUCCAAGUCCUCAAACAACUCGCCAGAGCCGCAGAAGGUGAACGAUCUUCAAUUUCCCGUAAAGCUCUUAAAGCCGCAAAUGAAAUCAUGAACGUAUUCCGAAUAGACAGCCAGGAAGUGAUUGAUGAGAGUAUCAAACAAGGCAGAAACCUAGCUCGGAGUGUGCUCGGGUCUGAGGUAGAAAGGCUCGAAGAUGAGGAUGUCAGAAUUUGGGCUUUAGGACACUGCCAUAUUGACACCGGAUGGCUAUGGCGGUAUACACAUACACAGCAAAAGAUCGCGCGAAGCUGGUCUACUCAACUUGAUCUGAUGGAUCGAUAUCCAGAACAUCAAUUCGCCGCGUCCUCGGCUCAGCAGUAUGUGUGGCUUGAAGAACUCUAUCCCUCUUUAUUUGAGAGGAUAACGAAAUCAGCUAAAGAAGGGAAAUUCCAUCCUAUCGGAGGAACAUGGUUAGAGCAUGAUUGUGUGCUCCCUUCAGGAGAAUCAUUGAUAAGACAAUAUCUCUAUGGUCAAAGAUGGUUUGAAGACAAAUUUGAUCAAAGAGCAAAAGUAGCUUGGCUACCUGAUACUUUCGGUUAUGCCUCUCAAUUACCUCAAAUCCUGAGAUUAGCUGGUAUUAAUUACUUUUUUACUCAAAAGUUAUCCUGGAACAAUAUCAAUGUAUUCCCUAAUUCCACCUUUAACUGGGUAGGACUUGAUGGUAGUCAGGUGUUAGCUCAUAUGACUCCCACUGAUACGUACAACGCACAAGCCAACUACUCCGAGCUCCAAAAAGGUAUGAUUCAACACAAAAAUCUUGAAUCCACCGAUCAAUGUCUGUUGUUGUUCGGUAAUGGGGAUGGUGGUGGUGGACCCACUGCUUUAAUGCUUGAGAAACUCCGAAGAUUAGGCUCAUCGUCGAAAAAGAAUCCUGAAAUACCUACUGUCAGAAUAGCCAAGAUCGAUGAUUUCUUCGAUCAUGUAGCCAAGAAGACCAAAGGUGGUAAAACCUUGCCAAGCUGGAGGGGGGAAUUGUAUUUUGAACUUCACAGAGGAAUUUUCACGAGUCAAGCAAAAAUCAAAUAUGGCAAUCAAAGUAUGGAAAGACUUUUGAGGGAUCUGGAGUACUUCGCAACUCUCGCCUCUUUAUCGUCUUCAGACUACGUAUAUCCUAAAUCACGACUGGACGAAAUAUGGCACGAUGUCUUAUUGAACCAAUUCCACGAUGUGCUCCCUGGAACAUCGAUCAAGAUGGUCAACGACGAUGCUCUUGAAAUAUAUCGACGUCGCACAAUACAAUGCUACGCUCUUCUUGACGAGGCACUGGAUACUUUGUUCCCCCUUGGAGUGGCGAAUGGACACACGAAGGAGACAUCUCUUGCUGUACUCGACGGAGCAAGGUUGCCAAGAAAUCAAGUGACUGAGAUUCCUUCCGAAUGGACAUCACUUCUAGGAGAAAAGAUUAAUCAAGUCACAUCAAGUACAGCCAGGGUCUUAGGCUAUCUAUCGAGUGAUAUUGCUGGAAUCGGGGGUUUGAGCACUCCUGCUAACAUGAACUCCCCCAGUGCAAGUCAAGAUGGGGAUAUUUUCAUCUUGUCAAACUCGUUGAUUCGACUUACUAUCUCGAAUGGUCGAAUCACUUCAUUGUAUGACCUCAGCUUAGAAAGAGAGUUGAUCUCACCCGGUGUCGGGACAGACAGCGGUGGUUUGAUGAUCUAUGAAGAUUAUCCCCUCUCGUACGAUGCAUGGGAUGCCGAAAUAUAUCACCUCAAAAUGGGAAGGGAAGUAUUGUUUGAUCAAGUUGAAAUUAUCGCAAACGGACCUUUGAGAUCAACCAUCAGAACUACCAGUACCUUUGGACAUAGCAAAGUGAUUCUCGAGAUCUCGAUGGACGCACUGUCGCUGCAUGGCAGACACCAAAACAACAACCCCAUUAUCAGAGCAGACGCAAAGGUAGAUUGGCAUGAGACUCACAAGUUCCUCAAAUUCGUCUUACCACUCGAUAUCCACUGUUUGACUGCUACAUAUGGCACUCAAUUCGGUUUGAUCGAAAGACCCACACAUAGAAACACACCAAUCGACCAAGCCAAAUUCGAAGUUCCAGCCCAUGUGUUCGCGGAUCUGAGUGAAGCUGGAUAUGGCUUAUCGUUUGUCAGUGAUCAUAAGUAUGGCUACAUAGUCGAAGGAAACACAAUGAGGAUAUCGCUCCUCCGUUCACCUACUGCUCCCGAUGUCGAACAAGAUAGAGGGUAUCAUGAGUUCACAUUCGGGAUUAUACCUCACAAAAAACGAUUGAUCGAAAGUGGGGUUUACAAACAGGCUCUAACAUUCAUUAAUCCCGUCCACUUCAAACCUGUCGAUUCUACCGUCAAGCUUCCCAUUACAUUCACACUAGUUGAAAGAAACACCGAUGGGAUCAUCUUAGAGACUAUCAAAAGAGGUGAAGAUGAUUUCACGUCUGGCAAAAAAGGCAAGUCUGUAAUACUCAGACUUUAUGAUAGUCUUGGUGGGAGGACAAGUGCCACCUUACGGAUCAACGGCAUUAAACCGAGAUCUCUCAAAUGGCUAAACGUCCUUGAAGAACCUGAGAUGUUCCAACAUCAAAAGGUGAAUUGGAAAGCACAAGAUGGAUACGUUGAGAUACAAAUGUCGUUUAGGUGUUUCGAAAUCAAAACUCUGGGUAUAUACCUGGAUUAG
Kwoniella shivajii is the source of this 3357-nucleotide messenger RNA. RefSeq lists its product as uncharacterized. NCBI's taxonomy places the organism in Eukaryota, Fungi, Basidiomycota, Tremellomycetes, Tremellales, Cryptococcaceae. The coding region runs from base 1 to 3357 and encodes 1118 amino acids. Gene Ontology annotation, cellular component: fungal-type vacuole membrane. Gene Ontology annotation, biological process: oligosaccharide catabolic process; mannose metabolic process. The record is from RefSeq and is a predicted model, not a curated record. The transcript is spliced from 14 exons. Gene Ontology annotation, molecular function: carbohydrate binding; alpha-mannosidase activity.